CGCAGAAGCAACCUCCCUCCCAAAGAGGGGCCUCCCGUCCAUAUAAGAAGAUGAAGGAAGGCGGCGCCAAUGAGAGCCCGAAAGCAGCCACCGAGGAGUCGAAGCCGGAGCCUGACCCGGGACCCAGCAAAGAGCCGCCGGAGCCGCCGAAGAAGGAGUCGAAAGAGGCGAAGGAAGAGGCUGCUGCUGCCGCCAAGAUGGUGAAAGUCAUCGGGAGCCUGGUGGAAUUCCAAACAGAACUAGAAAACGCUGCCGGGAAACUCGUAGUAAUCGAUUUCUCUGCCACAUGGUGUGGACCAUGCAAAAUGAUCAAGCCCUUCUACCAUAGUCUCUGUGAGAAGUAUCCAGAUGUCAUGUUCUAUGAAAUUGAUGUGGAUGAUGCUCAGGAUGUUGCCGCACACUGUGACGUGAAGUGCAUGCCGACAUUCCAAUUUUACAAAAACAAGGAAAAGGUGCAUGAAUUUUCCGGAGCAAACAAAGAAAAGCUGGAAGAAACCAUUAAGAAGCUAAAAUAAUCAUUGGUUCUGGCUCAUUAAAUGCGACUGUUAAGUUAUAGCCUUUUCUACAUAAACUGACCAAGUUAGCAUAUGUAUCCAAAUACACUUUGACUCUUCAGACUGUAAAUGGAAAAAAUAAAAAAUGUAUAAACAA
This is a messenger RNA of Anolis sagrei ordinatus, 651 nucleotides long. Its product is annotated as thioredoxin-like. Gene Ontology annotation, cellular component: cytosol. Lineage: Eukaryota; Metazoa; Chordata; Lepidosauria; Squamata; Anolidae. The record is from RefSeq and is a predicted model, not a curated record. Gene Ontology annotation, molecular function: protein-disulfide reductase activity.